This is a messenger RNA of Nerophis ophidion (straightnose pipefish), 3851 nucleotides long. RefSeq names its product ubiquitin domain-containing protein 1-like. Gene Ontology annotation, molecular function: protein binding. Bases 232 to 1002 code for a protein of 256 amino acids. The transcript has 5 exons. The record is from RefSeq and is a predicted model, not a curated record. Lineage: Eukaryota; Metazoa; Chordata; Actinopteri; Syngnathiformes; Syngnathidae.
UGCCAAAUCUGAUCAGGCUUUAUUCUCGAAUCAAUGCAAGAGGUUUGUUCUGUUCUCCGGCAUUCAGUGGACAACUAUUCCUUUAUUUCCUUAUAUUUGUAGAUAUUUUAUGAUAAUUUCCUGAAGUCAGCAGGCGAAAUAGAGCUGGGGUUUUUUUUGGUUAUUUUUCCUGUUUAUUGCUCGGGUUCGGUAAAAAAAAACAAAAAGAAAACCUUAAACUUUGGAGUUCUGAUGUGGCAAGCUAACUGUCGACGAAUGCAUAAUUUAGCAGACUGGAUUUCCGGGUCCAUGAUGGGAGGCUGUGUUGGGAGGAGGAGCGGAACCGAUGGACAGGAGAGUACCAGAAGCUUGACCAGAGGCAAAAAACGUGGAGGACGCAACGAGCCUCUCAAAAAGGAGCGUCCCAAGUGGAAGAGCGAGUACCCAAUGACCGAGGGCCAGCUCAGGAGUAAACGGGAUGAGUUUUGGGACACGGCCCCGGCCUUUGACGGACGGAAAGAGAUCUGGGACGCGCUGCGAGCGGCAGCCCUGGCGGCAGAGUGCAAUGACCUGGAGCUGGCGCAGGCUAUCGUGGACGGAGCCUGCAUCACUCUGCCUCACGGCUCUCUCGCUGAGAGUUAUGAUGAGCUCGGCAACCGCUACCAGCUGCCAGCCUACACUUUAACCCCCCCUGUCAACCUCAUCACCGAAACAUGCAACGAAAGCAAAGUGUGCGAAUCCACACAAAAGCAAACGCAGCCUCCUCCAUGCAGGCAGGAGUUCCAGCUCCGCGUGCGAUUGUCCACCGGAGAGGACGUGCGUCUGACCGCCAGCAUGGCCGACUCCAUCGCUGAGCUGAAGAAGCAGCUGCAGCGACAAGAAGACAUCGACGUGUCCCGCCAGAGGUGGUUCUUCUCGGGGAAACUCCUCACCGACAAGACGCGUCUGCAGGACGCCAAAAUCCAGAAAGACUUUGUUGUCCAAGUCAUUGUCAACGUGAACCCUGCAAUUCUCUCCAACUGAAACACAACCAGAAAGUGGUGAUAAUUUGAAGGGAAGCAGCGUAUGUACUUGGACUUUGUGUACAAUUUUAUAUAUAAGUAUUGUUUUUUUAUUGUUCCUUUUUUGUAUUUGUUCUCCCUAUUUUUCCAAAGAAAUUAAGAAUACUUAAAAAAAAAAAAAAAAGCACCGAAAUACUUUAGAAAAAAGGUAGAAUCUUACCACAUUUGCCCCACAACUUACACCAGGGGUGUCCAAACUUUUUCCACACACGGAAACAUUAAAACAUGCAGGGGCUGUUUUGAUAUUUUUCAUUUUCAAACCAUAACAAAAUAUAUGGAUUCUUUUUUAUUUGUUUUACCUUUAGGACUCCCAGGACCAUAGAAGGUCUCUGUCAUGGGGAGAGUGGCCGUGCGCAACCCGAGCGUCCCUGGUUCAAUUCCCACCUAGUCACGUCCGUCGUGUCCUGAGCAAGACACUUCACCCUUGCUCCUGAUGGGUGCUGGUUGGCGCCUUGCAUGGCAGCUCCCUCCAUCAGUGUGUGAAUGUGUGUGUGAAUGGGUAAAUGUGGAAGUAGUGUCAAAGCGCUUUGAGUACCUUGAAGGUAGAAAAGCGCUAUACAAGUACAACCCAUUUAUUAUCAUUUAUCAUUAACAUGUUAUGAGUGUGAAUGUUGUCUGUCUAUCUGUGUUGGCCCUGCGAUGAGGUGGCGACUUGUCCAGGGUGUACCCCGCCUUCCGCCCGAUUGUAGCUGAGAUAGGCGCCAGCGCCCCCCGCGACCCCGCAAGGGAAUAAGCGGUAGAAAAUGGAUGGAAUGGAUGGAUGUUAAAAAUAAGUCAAAUUAUUAUUUAAUUUUUUUAUGUAAUUCUUACAGUAAAUCUGUAUAUCAACUUUGUUGAUAUAAAGUAAAGAAGAAAAAAAAGGUUUUAUGCCUUUUAAGUCAAAGACAACAUUUUUUUUUUAUAGUAAAACUGAAAUAUGCAGUAUUCAGAAAGCAAUGUUUAAUCUGAAGUAAUUGGAGCCCUAAAAAGAUCAAUAAUGCAGGACACCAUUGAUAUAAAUGUAUUAUUAUUUCUGAGUAAUCACAGUGAUAAAAUAAAUGAAAUCCUACUAAAUAUCUUUGGGAUCCAAAAGGUCCCCCACUCAUAAAGUGAUACAUUUUUAUUAUUAUUUGUUUUACUUUCAACACUUAAGUUACGGGGUUCACGGUGGCAGAGGGGUUAGUGCGUCUGCCUCACAAUACGAAGGUCCUGCAGUCCGGGGUUCAAAUCCAGGCUCGGGAUCUUUCUGUGUGGAGUUUGCAUGUUCUCCCCGUGAAUGCGUGGGUUCCCUCCGGGUACUCCGGCUUCCUCCCACUUCCAAAGACAUGCACCUGGGGAUAGGUUGAUUGGCAACACUAAAUUGGUCCUAGUGUGUGAAUGUGGUCUGUCUAUCUGUGUUGGCCCUGCGAGGAGAUGGCGACUUGUCCAGGGUGUAGCCCGACUUCCGCCCGAUUGUAGCUGAGAUAGGCGUCAGCGCCCCCCGCGACCCCAAAAGGGAAUAAGCAGUAGAAAAUGGAUGGAUGGAGGGCACUUAAGUUACGAGAUCAACUUCAGAUAUAUCUGUCGAUUUUACCUUUGAACUAUUAUUUUGUUGGUUUUAUGCUCUUUUGUCAAAGAAAACACUAUUUUUAUAUGGCAACCAUACAGUAUAUGCACAUAAUAUUUUCCACAUAAAACAAAGUCAAAUAUUUGAAGUAAUUGGAGCCUUAAAUAGGUCAAUAAUUCACUAUAUAAAAAAAAAUGUUUAACUUUUUUUUUUUUUGCAUUGGCAAUAAUCAAUCAAUGUUUACUUAUAUAGCCCUAAAUCACUAGUGUCUCAAAGGGCUGCACAAACCACCACGACAUCCUCGGUAGGCCCACAUAAGGGCAAGGAAAACUCACACCCAGUGGGACAUCGGUGACAAUAAUGACUAUGAGAACCUUGGAGAGGAGGAAAGCAAUGGAUGUCGAGCGGGUCUAACAUGAUACUGUGAAAGUUCAAUCCACAAUGGAUCCAACACAGUCGCGAGAGUCCAGUCCAAAGCGGAUCCAACACAGCAGCGAGAGUCCCGUUCACAGCGGAGCCAGCAGGAAACCAUCCCAAGCGGAGGCGGAUCAGCAGCGCAGAGAUGUCCCCAGCCGAUACACAGGCGAGCAGUACAUGGCCACCGGAUCGGACCGGACCCCCUCCACAAGGGAGAGUGGGACAUAGAAGAAAAAGAAAAGAAACGGCAGAUCAACUGGUCUAAAAAGGGAGUCUAUUUAAAGGCUAGAGUAUACAGAUGAGUUUUAAGGUGAGACUUAAAUGCUUCUACUGAGGUGGCAUCUCGAACUGUUACCGGGAGGGCAUUCCAGAGUACUGGAGCCCGAACGGAAAACGCUCUAUAGCCCGCAGACUUUUUUGGGGGUUUUGGGAAUCACUAACAAGCCGGAGUCCUUUGAAUAAGAGCAAAAGAAAAACAAACAGCCUGCAUAUGGCAGCUUUGUGUCAACAAUGCAACUUUUCCCUGUUAGAUUUCACCUUAUUCUACUUUUUUAAGUGUUUUUUAAAUUUAUUUUUGCAAUAGCAUUUCCAGAAUGUGUGGCGGACCGCAAAUGGCCCCCGGGCCGCACUUUGGACACCCCUGGCUUACACCGAUAUUCCUCUUUGUUUUGUGUCUUCUUCCUUGUGGCAAUAGCAAACUAAAACCUUUUUGCAACUUAAAUUAAAAAAAAAAACACAUUUUUCUUCCAUAAUUUAAGAAGAUGACAGAAGGGGAAAUGUAAAUAUCAGCAUAUUAAUAUGUUUGGUCAAUCAGCGCUGUGCUCAAACACUGUCAUUCUAUUAAAAAAAAAGACAUGAACUAUGAAAAA